This is a messenger RNA of Leptopilina boulardi, 4553 nucleotides long. It is a transcript of the gene Pka-R2, whose product is annotated as cAMP-dependent protein kinase type II regulatory subunit. Gene Ontology annotation, cellular component: cAMP-dependent protein kinase complex. The record is from RefSeq and is a predicted model, not a curated record. The transcript is spliced from 8 exons. NCBI's taxonomy places the organism in Eukaryota, Metazoa, Arthropoda, Insecta, Hymenoptera, Figitidae. Gene Ontology annotation, biological process: regulation of protein phosphorylation. Bases 513 to 1673 code for a protein of 386 amino acids. Gene Ontology annotation, molecular function: cAMP-dependent protein kinase regulator activity.
CACGCCUGCAAAGUCCCGUGUUCGCCAUUUUUGCUGAAGGCAAGGCGAAUGUGAAUCUCUCUCAAGUCCCCAUUAUCAUCUGUUUUUCCAGACGGUUGUGUACGUGACGUGAAUUUCUUUAUAUAUAAAAAGUACAAACAAGGCGUGGUGAAUUUUGCGAAAUCGUUUUUGGUAAAAGAGAAACUGUGCCGUGAACAUUUUCGGCGUUCGGAAUCAGCUCGUGUGCGCGGAUGUGUGUGUGUGCUAUUUGCCCAUUCGCGAUCACACGAAAUCCAGGAAUGGACACAAUUUUCCGUGAAUCUCUCUCGUUGUAACGGGGAGUGAAUAAUUUUACCUAAUAUUCCGCAGUUUUCAAAUUUCUCUUACUGUCAAUUCGGAGAAAUAGUCAAAUUGUCAUUCUAACGUGAAAGGAGGUUAGAUAAUUUUUUUGUGUGUGUGAGUGUGGGGGUUGGUUAAGUGUCGUGUGCGGGUGACAAGUUUGAUAAAAAAAGAAAAAAUCAGGAAUUUGUUGAAUGAAAAUGAGCUGUCAACGAAAUGACGGGAAAAUAACAGUGCCCGACGACUUGAGGGAUAUUUUGCUGGAAUUUACCAUCAACUAUCUACUGGAACAACCGGGAGAUAUUGUGGAUUACGCGGUCGAUUUUUUCACCCGCCUCAGGGAGAAUCGACAGACGCAGCUGAUCCAGGCGAAUGCUCAGACGUGUUCGUCGACGCCAGACGAAUCAGUCGACGACGAGGAACCAAAAAAGAUCUAUACCGGAAGGAGGAAGAGCGUUUUUGCUGAAACUUAUGAUCCGGAAGAAGAUGAAGAAGAUGAAGGUGUUAAGCAAGUUUAUCCUAAGAGUGAUGAACAACGGAAUCGACUCAAUGAAAGUGUGAAAACUAUUCUGCUGUUCAGAGCAUUGGACAAGGAGCAAAUGUGCGAAGUACUUGAUGCGAUGUUUGAAAAAUCAGUCGAACCUGGGGAAUUCAUUAUACGACAAGGAGAUGGUGGAGAUAAUUUUUAUGUUAUAGAGAGGGGAAAGUUCGAGGUUUACGUAAAGCAAGAUAAACAAGAUAAAGAGAAUCAUAUUCACACCUACGAUAAUAGCGGCGCCUUUGGAGAAUUGGCAUUACUUUAUAAUCAACCUCGAGCAGCGACUGUUAAAGCAAUUACGCCUGGCACUCUCUGGGCAAUGGACAGAUUAACUUUCCGACGCAUUCUCCUUAAAUCUGCUUUUAAAAAAUGCAAGAUGUACGAAAAUCUUCUCAACAAAGUACCAAUGCUCAAAUCUCUCGAGCCUUUCGAACGAAUGAGCCUGGCUGAUGCACUGCUUCCAAAACAAUAUGACGAUGGAGUGCAAAUCAUUAAACAGGGAGAUUCUGCUGAUGGAAUGUACUUUGUUGAAGAUGGAGUUGUCAGAAUUACAAUCCAGGGAGACAAUGGUCGUGAAGUUGAGGUGAAUCGUAUUCCUGCUGGCGGUUAUUUAGGAGAAUUGGCUCUAGUGACGCACAAACCUCGAGCUGCAUCCGCUUAUGCUGUCGGAAACGUCAAACUGGCCUUUUUGGACGUAGAAGCAUUCGAGCGUUUAUUGGGUCCUUGCAUGGAGUUGAUGAAACGUAACAUCGAUGAUUACGAAGAUCAACUGAUCAAGAUCUUUGGCAGCAAAACGGAAAUCUCUGACAUCCGAUGAACACCUGCAUAACCACAGAACAAAGCCCACUGUGACGAGAUUUCUUGUACAGGGCAAAAUUCCGUUUGCACAAACUUGUAUCAGCAUCCGUUUGUGAACUUCAUCCACGUAAUUUAAAGAAAAGUCUUCUCGAGAUGUCAUUCGUACAACUGUCCAUUAGGCGUACGUCAUUCAUCAUUCGUAGCUGCAGCAUUUACACCUACGACUAUUUAAAUUAUUAACCUUACACUAUAAACCACAUGUCCUUAAAGUAUGUACGGCACGCCAUGAGAAUAAUAUUAUCAAGACUGUAUUAGAUCGGAAAGUAAUACAGUUUUAUUAUUAAGGAUGCCAUCUUUUUGGCUAAGAAUCUUUUUCGUUACCGAGCUGAUAGUGCCAUGAUUCUAUUUAUAUUUCAAAUACAAAACGAAUCCUUAUAAUUUAAGGAAACAAGUCUCCCGAGUUGACAGAAAAAACCUGAGCUCAAAGCGAGAAGCAUACGCUACCCAUUUUAAAGUGCAACAAAAAUGAGUCAUGCAUGUGGCGCCACAUUUUAAAUCGUUUAAUAUUGGCUCAUUUUGAACUGCAACAAAAACGAUUCCAGGUUUUCUCUGUGUUAUUGAGUCGAAGAACAAUUAUAUUUUUCGAUAUUUUCCCUGUUCCGAGACUUGUUUAAUUUUGAGCUUGUGGCUUCUUUUAGGGAGACUCAGUUUUACGAAUGCCAAGCAACGUAUUAUUAUAAACACUAUCUCGUUCAUAAUAAAUAUUCUUUAAGAUAUUAUAUAGAAAAAGUACCCCUUUUAAAGGAAAUUUUUGAUUUAUAAAACAGACCGGUGGAGUAAUUUUCGAAAGCUUUUUUUAUUCUAAUUUUUUUCAGUUUAAAAUUUGAUUUUUGGAAAAAAUUUAUUUAUUUUAAUUUUAAAUUAUUUAAAGUUUCUAAAGUAAAUUCAUCUCUAUUGAGUAAAAAGUGUUUUUUUAUAAAUAAUGGUUUUACUCAAAUCUUGGACUUAAUUUAUUUCAUUAGGCACUAGAGAAAAAGGUGCUUGUUAUAAUCUCAAGAAAGAUGCAAAAUUCAUUAAAUGGGCAAAGUGAAUAUUUAUUAGCAGGAAAUCCUCGAUGUCAAGGACAACAACAAAAAGAAAAAAUAAGGCAUCGCUACCAAACUAAAUUAAUUAAAACAAAAAAUCUUUAGCUCUGUUAAGAUAUCGUAUAUUGUCAUUAGAGCGAUCAUUUAAUUAUGUUAAAUGUCAGUAUGAAAAUAUGCUGUAAACUUAGAAUAAGCACUUCUUCACAAACGUGGAACGUUUGAUUUUGUUUUUAGACCGAAUCGACUACAAUGCACAAAUACCUCCUGUAUUUUAUUUGUUAUUUAAUGUGAGGAUAUUUUUAUUUUUUUAAAGGAAAUUACCUCGAGUUUGUCCAGAGGAUUUUUUCCAUAAUUCUUUCCGAUUUGCCCAAAAACUUUGAAACAACAAAUUUUGUAAAACAAAAGGUUGAGGCUCAGAUGUUUUUUGUUACCAGAGUCAAUUUUGUGCAUAGUACAAACAUAUACCUCAACAUUCUUGUAUUUUUCAUGUAUUUUAACUAAAAAAACGUUAAAUACUGGAGAAAUCUCAAAUACGUAACAAGAGUUGCACAAAAAUAAAGACGAAUAACUAGUCAUUUUUCAAAUAAAGUGUGCUAUUAUUAUUAUUAUUAUUAUUAUUAUUAUUAAUUUUAUUACUAUUGUUAAUAUUUUUAUUAUUAUUAUUAUUAUUAUUACAUUAUUUCUAAUUGUCGAAUUCGAUAUCGAAAAAAGAUGUAUUAUUUAUAUUGACAAGAGUGUUUGUUCGUUAUAAUCGUUUCGUUCAGUGCAUUAAAUUUUUAGAAAUAAAUCUUGACUUCCAAAAAAAAUUUUCAUCAGAGAAAAGCAGUGAUUAUUAUAAAAAAAUAUGUUGAUUGUUAUGUGUAGAUGUGAAAUUAUGUUAUUCAACAAUAUAUAAGAAUUAUUACAAUUCUUGAAUGCAUCACAGUAGAUCCAUUUUUAUUGUUGAUUAAAAUAUAAAUCAAUGCAUCGAUUUUUGUAUAGAAUUCAAAAGAAAAAGUCUUGUUUUUAUUUUAAAUUUUUUUAAUGUGGUCACUGUGUUGCAUUUUAAAAAAAAAUAUUCUGAAUAUGAAUAUUUAUGUCGAAAGUAGAGAAAGGGAGAAAAGGCGCGCAUGAGUGUUGUGCGAUUUUAUUUAAAAUUGGAGUCGAAAGGGGGAAUUAUUAUGUGUGAUUGAAAUUUUUGUGAAAUAGUUAAAUUCUAGUUCAAAUUUGAUUAUUAUAAAGAAAAACUCGGAAAUUGCGAUGAAUUCCGAUCAGAAAGAAAUCAAAAUAAAAUUUUUGGAUUAAGGCGUUAUAUUAUUUUAUUUUUAUAUUCUGUUUUUUGUGAAAGACAUGUUCAAGUUAUAUUUUUAAAUAAACUUCAUAUGAGAAACUACAAUUGUUUCAAUUUAAAACUCUUUAAAAAUACACAAUUUUCAUAAACGAUUUCAUAAUAUAGAAAUUUUGCCUCCAUCAGAAAAAUUCUCUAUUUCAUUAUCUUUUCAAACAAUUGUCUUGAACAUGGCUUUAAUAAGGGUUUUUUCAGUCGUUUACAAGUAAAAAAUAAAUAGAAUCGAUAAAUAAACGUUCAAUAAUAUUGAUUGCAGGAAGGAAUUAUUUAAUUAAAAAACAUUAAUGGUUAAUUUUAAGAAUUAAUCAUGACUUCGCCAUCAUCUCUUGCAAUUUAACAAAAUAUCGAUAUAGCUUGUGUAAUAAUCGUUAGAAAAGUAAGAUCCCCCUUAAAAACAAAAAAAUUAUGAAACUUCAUCCUCAUACUUCGAUAUAAAAUAUGUUUUACCUAUUUAAAGAUCAGGAAAAAUAUAAUUGUUAAAGUAGAA